Molecule: messenger RNA, 597 nt
Organism: Symbiodinium sp. CCMP2456
Lineage: Eukaryota; Dinophyceae; Suessiales; Symbiodiniaceae
Source: the annotation of a GenBank genome assembly
GACUGCUUCAACCAAACGCGGAGCUAUUACGCGGCGAACUUGCAGAAGGGCUUCCUGACCGAUGCCAAGGAGUACCAUCCGGCCUUGCAGCAUUUCAUUCUGGUCAAUGAGCCGGACCUCAAGAUCCCGGCCGGGGCGACGAUCACUCCGGGCGGCCCGGAGGACAUGAUCAAGGCGCUCGUCAGUGCUUUGGACGGGGUCCUGGAAGCUGAGAAGGAGGCAAACGUCAGUGGGCCGCUGAUCAACUUCACGGCCACCUUCUCCUUCGCUAUCUGCGUGACCUGUCAAGAGCUGAACCACACGCCUGGUCUCGGGCAGAUGGCUGCGCUGGAGGAUGGUUUGCUGCAUCCAGAGCGCUAUGGCUACGAUCCGCGCAACAAUGUGUCGGAUGCAUAUCGCACGCGCUGGACGCACAGCUUCAACACGAACAACCCCGCGAGAGAUCUGGAGCCGCAGUUCUUCAGCAUCUACCGGGAGAGGUUCCGAGACACCCCUGUCUUCAUCGGGGAAUACCACAACACCUUCCUUGCCUACCUGCAGCCACCGCUGACACUGGCUGAGGAUCUGACGGAGGUGAUGGAUCUCGCCAACUCCACG